GAAGUUAGACACCAACAUUAUUGGAUGCCGACUCAGUAGUUUAGAGGUUAAGCGUUCGCGCGCGACACCGAAGACCCUGAGUUCGAAUUCCGUAUACGAGAUCGUGUACGCAAACUGUUGAGGAGUCCCAGGCGAAACGGUCAUAAAACAGUACUUCCAGGUUUCGAUGGUGGUCUAGUCUAAAUCAACUCAUGAAUCCACUUGUUAAAAUUGCUACAAUCUCCACAAAUCCUAUUCUGAUCACAAUCUCAGUAUGAUUGUUUGACAAUACAUUUCUCAGUAAAUGUGACAAAAAUCAACAUAAAAUAGGUUUUUUAAAAUCGCCAUUUGAAAUUUAUUGAAUUUCCACAUGUGGAGUUGAUUCAGAAUCCCAAAUAGGACAAAACGCACGUCCUGGAUUCCACUGUUAGCCACUCUCCGUCUUUGACUACAAAAGCUUGUGAAUUAAGGCAAUAUCGAGGCAUACUCACAGUAUGUACAUAUGCCAAUAACAGACUGAUCAAUUGCAGUCUUAAAUCUCAAUGAGAAGAUACAAGCAAAACAAUACCAAGUGAAUACAGAUACCAUUUUUUUAAGAACAAGAAUUUACACAACUGUUCACGAUUCCAAGGAAAUUCCACAAUACCUACUACCUUAUGUUGAAAUCUAUCAUGUACUCACUAGUGGUUAAUUUCGAGACAAAAUUUCUAGAGUUCUAGAGAGAGGCUGUGACUAGUAGAGUUCAACUGUCUUGGGUAAGAAGGAGUUACUCACUGAAAAUAAUGGGAAAUUGUUGUGCAAUCUUACAGAUUGAUCAAAGUUAAACAUUUACACUGUUGGAUGUCAACUCAGUGGUCUAGAUGUUGUGCAUUUAUGCUCAAGACCGAAGGUCCUGAGUUCGGUCCCUGCUUACUAGAUCACGGAUGCACAUCGCUGGGUGGUGCUCUACUAGAAUGAAACGCCUGUUCAGUUCUUCCAAGUUUUCUAUGGUAGUCUAACGGUAACUAGUUCAUGAUUUCAAUGAAAUUCAAUAAUUUUUACAACCCCGUACCGAAAAUCUAGAAGACAUAGUUUUUUAGUUAGGUCUGAUUAAAAAAACCCACCUACAUUUGAAAAAAACCACAACAAAAUAUGCUCAUAAGUUAUUUAGGAUAUGAGUCAGUAAAUACUGUUAUGUAAGGAAAGUGUCAUUUUUAUUCAUUUAAUGAUGAUGAGAAGAAAUAAUAAACUCGGUAUCGACAGUUUUAUAUGCACUAAAUGUUUUUGAGAACCUUAUUCAUCAAUCAUACCGUUUAGAAAUACUUAACAUAUUUAUUUUGCUCUACUAUUUUUCACUCUGAAAAGGUACAUUAUUUUAGUAAAUAGAAUUAAAUGUUUAUUAAUCAGUUGUUCUAUCAUUUGUUUCGUUUAGGUUGUGUGUAGCUAACCAGUGGAAUUUUAUUGAUUUUAUUUAUUCGAUAGUGAUUGAAAUGUUAUCAAUAACGGUCAAUAAUAUUCACUAUAUAUCCCGAACUGAAUGAAGUUUUAGAUAUCAAUAAGUUGAUUUUUAUAUUGUAACAGUUUAAAAGUCACUUGCUUUUCCAAAAGAUCUGAUUGGUUCUGAAUCCAGUUUUACUGAAGAUGUGCACUACUGCUGGAGAGUUCGAAACAAGUAGGGAAUAGCAGUCAGUGUUACAUUACUAUGUUACUUCCUUACACCUCUUACCUCUCCUGGAACAUAGGUCACUGACCACGAUUCUCCAACCUAUUUCGUACUGGUCUCUCCUUCCUAGCUGUUGUCAAGUUCUGUCUAUUCUUUUAAUGGCUGCUUUCAGUCCCAAGCCCAAUGUGCUCUUUGGUCUGCCUCCUUUCGUCAGUUUUACAUGGUCUUUAACAAUUCAUCAGCAGGAAUCAGUCUGUGAUGAAAAGAUAUUUCAACAUAGAAUAUUGCCACUUUGAACAAAGGUCUAUAAAUGACGGAAAAUUAGUAGGUAUCCUAGGAAAAUCUGAAAUUAGUACAAUGCAAGCAAGAAAAUAACAAACAUGAUGUCGGUUUGUUAACCGAAUAUUACCAUAUAGCAAUUAAUCAACACAUUCAUAACUGAAAAAAGUAGGAACGUAGAAAUUGGGUUGUACACUAAAUGAAUGCAAAGCGAAUGCUGUAUAUUUACUGUCUAUCACGCUAAAUUCAUACAUAGGGAUGAAGUACUGUAUAAAUAUUGAAAUAAAAUGUGAUCUCCACAUUUUUAGCUUGUCCCAACAAAAUUGAAAAUUUAAACUAAGAAAGUUGCGUAACGUAAAGUAUUUCAUUAUGUAAUAAUUGAAAUUUACAAAAACUAACAUGUGAUUAGUAACACACAUACACAUAUUGCAAAUAUACUUUAUUUUUUAUAUCAAAACAAUCAAUAACAGCCUGAUGUAUCAUAAGACUCUCUUUCUCGCUGUUUAUCAAUUAAAACCUCUCGUAAAGUACAUUUUACCAAUAUUUAAAAUUUAUUUAUUAUAUGAAUAUAUUAACAAGGUAAAUUGUGCUUUUAAAAAAUGUAUUUAACAGUUUCGUGGUUGUGGAGAUUGUUAAGCUUCUGAUUGAAAUCAUGAACCGAUUGAUGUUAGACCACCAUUGAGAACCUAUUAUCCUAUUGUGGGACUCCUCAGCAGUGUGUAUCCACGAUCCCGCUCGCGGGAUUCGAACCCGGGGCCUUCGGUCUUGCGCGCGAACGCCUAACCUACUGGACCACUGAGCCGGGAUACAAUGGUGUUAAUGUCUAACGUCAACCAAUCCACGAAGUUGCGUGAACAUCUUCCAUUGUACUGAGGUAGACACCUGUUUCUACACGACACGGAUUACCUUCACUGGUCACGACUUCUCACCAGAACUCCGAGAAUUUUCUCACGAAACUAGUUACUAGUGAGCACAUGAAUUUUAGUCAGUCUUUAUGAUAUAUUCUGUGUGGAGUGAUUUAAUAUAACCAUUUUGUCAUAUGUUUGAUAGAACAGAUGGAUUUUGGCUAGCAAUGGAAUUUAGGAUACUCAUUUCAUCAUCAUCAUCAUCAUCAUCAUCAUCAUCAUCAUCAUCAUCAUCAUCAUCAUCAUCAUCAUCAUCAUCAUCAUCAUCAUCAUCAUCAUCAUCAUCAUCAUCAUCAUCAUCAUCAUCAUCAUCAUCAUCAUCAUCAUCAUCAUCAUCAUCAUCAUCAUCAUCAUCAUCAUCAUCAUCAUCAUCAUCAUCAUCAUCAUCAUCAUCAUCAUCAUCAUCAUCAUCAUCAUCAUCAUCAUCAUCAUCAUCAUCAUCAUCAUCAUCAUCAGAAGCAUCAUCAUCAGAAGCAUCAUCAUCAUCAUCAUCAUCAUCAUCAGAAGCAUCAUCAUCAUCAUCAUCAGAAGCAUCAUCAUCAUCAUCAUCAUCAUCAGAAGCAUCAUCAUCAUCAUCAUCAUCAUCAUCAUCAGAAGCAUCAUCAUCAUCAUCAUCAUCAGAAGCAUCAUCAUCAUCAUCAUCAUCAGAAGCAUCAUCAUCAUCAUCAUCAUCAUCAGAAGCAUCAUCAUCAUCAUCAUCAUCAUCAGCAUCAUCAUCAUCAUCAUCAGAAGCAUCAUCAUCAUCAUCAUCAUCAGAAGCAUCAUCAUCAUCAUCAUCAUCAGAAGCAUCAUCAUCAUCAUCAUCAUCAGAAGCAUCAUCAUCAUCAUCAUCAUCAUCAGAAGCAUCAUCAUCAUCAUCAUCAUCAGAAGCAUCAUCAUCAUCAUCAUCAUCAUCAUCAUCAUCAGAAGCAUCAUCAUCAUCAUCAUCAGAAGCAUCAUCAUCAUCAUCAUCAUCAGAAGCAUCAUCAUCAUCAUCAUCAUCAUCAGAAGCAUCAUCAUCAUCAUCAUCAUCAGAAGCAUCAUCAUCAUCAUCAUCAUCAUCAUCAUCAUCAGAAGCAUCAUCAUCAUCAUCAUCAUCAUCAUCAGAAGCAUCAUCAUCAGAAGCAUCAUCAUCAUAUUUAGGACUUGUCAGAUGA
This is a messenger RNA of Schistosoma mattheei, 3941 nucleotides long. NCBI's taxonomy places the organism in Eukaryota, Metazoa, Platyhelminthes, Trematoda, Strigeidida, Schistosomatidae. The record is from the annotation of a GenBank genome assembly.